CAUUAAAAUAAAUAACACUGAAUAACACUAAGCAACAAUGACUAGAUGAAUAAAUCCAUAACUAGGACGGGUACAUAUGAUUUAUUUUCCAGUCUUAUAUGAUAUAUAUAAAAGGUUCCUCAUUCCCUUUCUCUUUCUCCUUCACUUCAUUCAUUUCCCUACUCUUCCCUACCUUCCCAACCAUCCACAUCGAACACUCAAAAAUCAUCAGAAACCCAAACACUACCACAACCCUACCACACACACCCACACACAACUAAAUCCUCUCUUUUAUAAAAAUCCCCUAAACCAAAGUCCACCAUGGGCAACUCCCAAAGCACAGCGCAAUACCGAUCUCUCAUCGAAGAGGUAGACCCCGUCCCCUCCCGAUUUCGCAAACAGCAACCCUUUAUCAUGAUAACCGCGCACGAAACCCCGGAAUUUCACUUCAUCCAGGAUUACAUGAACAGUGAAAAUUUCCUUGAAAAGGCACCUUGUGCAACAAAUCACGAAUACACACCCGAACUAUUCAAACAUCUCCAAGAUAAUUUCCCCACCUUCACUGACACGAAAAUCGAAGUAGCCCUCGUGACGCACAUAUUGGUCGGAGAUGAGAGGACUGAAAUGGCGCUGGAUUUUUGAUGCUUUAUUAUCUCCUUGCGAGGAUGCGUGACUGCCCCGACUUCCACAAUCAUCAAGAUGAGAGAUUCGUUCGUGCGACGAAUAUGUUUCGCCCUGGAGGUUACGAGAUCCAAAAAUCUGAUACCCUCGAAUGUCUACUUAACCAAGCUUCUAGCUUCAGGCGUAAUGGACGGAAAAGGCCGCUGGCACUGUCAGACUUAAUAAGACGUCCUGCUGCAAGCAAUGCGUUGAAGAGGGAAAUGAAGAAAAUUAUCAAUGUUAAUUCAGGACAACCUGACGACUUCCGACUUGCUGAUUUUAUACAUUUCAACUAUGAAGAGUGCCUUGUCAAACAUCCCUAUGAUUGGCUGAAUGCUCAGCGAUCAUUGAAUAGCGAAUUUGGAUCUUACAUAACAACGGUCGAGUACGGACAGUAUAUUAUGCCUUUAAUAUAGAAGACGCUUGAGAUGAAACUCACGAAUGUGGAUCCCGGUCGC
This is a messenger RNA of Sclerotinia trifoliorum, 1097 nucleotides long. The record is from the annotation of a GenBank genome assembly. NCBI's taxonomy places the organism in Eukaryota, Fungi, Ascomycota, Leotiomycetes, Helotiales, Sclerotiniaceae.